AUGGUUGAUACGGAUGUAGAGAAAUGGGAGAAAAAGAAAGCUGGAGUGGUAGUGUCUACGACGGUCAACGUGGACGGACAUGUCCUGGCUGUGUCCGAUAACAUGUUUGUACACAAUAACUCUAACCAUGGGACGCAGAGCUCGCAGCUGGACCCGUCUGAAGGCACUCCGUCAUACCUAGAACACGCUACUCCUUGCAUUAAGGCCAUCAGUCCCGAGAAGGCCUGGACGACAGGGGGUGCCACAGUCAUCAUCAUUGGUGAUAACUUCUUUGACGGCCUACAGGUCAUUUUUGGCACCCAUGCUGGUCUGGACUCAUUACCCCCUCACGCCCAUUCGAGUGCAGACUCCCUCCCAGACACAUUCCCGGGGGGUGUGGAGGUCACUCUGUCCUACAAGUCAAAGCAGUUCUGCAAAGGUACACCAGGCAGAUUUAUCUACACAGCACUGAAUGAACCCACAAUUGACUACGGUUUCCAGCGGCUACAGAAGGUGAUCCCUAGACACCCAGGCGACCCUGAGCGCUUACCAAAGGAGGUGAUUCUGAAGAGGGCAGCAGACCUGGUGGAAGCUCUGUAUGGGAUGCCACACAAUAAUCAGGAGAUCAUUCUGAAAAGAGCAGCAGAUAUUGCAGAGGCACUCUACAACGUCCCACGUGGGCACAACCAGCUGCCAGGUCUGGCUAACAGCUCAGUCCAUGCUGGUAUGAUGGGAGUCAACUCCUUCCACAGCCAGCUCGCUGUUAACGUCUCUGAGUCCACACAAGGAGCCAAUCAGGGUUUCAGUCGAAACACAAGCAGUGUGUCCCCUCACGGUUACGUACCCAGCACGACACCCCAGCAGAGUAGCUACAGUACUGUCUCUACCAAUAUGAAUGGAUACGGUAACACAGGCAUGACCACGCUGGGAGGCUCGCCCAACUUCCUCAAUGGCUCUGCUGCCAACUCUCCUUAUGCCAUUGUUCCUUCCAGUCCCACCAUGGCCUCCUCCACCAGUCUUCCCUCCAACUGCAGCAGUUCCUCAGGCAUCUUCUCUUUCUCUCCGGCCAACAUGGUGUCUGCAGUCAAACAGAAGAGCGCUUUUGCUCCCGUCGUGCGGCCCCAGGCCUCGCCACCCCCCACCUGCACCAGUGCCAAUGGAAACGGCCUUCAAGUAGAUCAAUCUUUUGUGGACUCUAGCAAGUACUCCACCGCCAACUCCCUGCAGGGACUGGCCUUCUCCUGAACGAUCCCAGGGAUGAUUGUUCCUCCCAUGUAGGGGCUCCUGGACUGCUGAAGAGACACAUUUGAUUUCAGCUCUCAUUAGAGAAUCUACGCUCUGAGCUGAAGGCAAUUUCUGGUGGAGACAUGAAAACUGAACUUUUAAAACUCAGGCCUUUUGACAAAGGAAUCUCAAUUUAUGGGAAGAAAGUGUAUGUUUGCUUUUGUUUUUAAGCUAAUUUCUGGACUGCUCUACUAAAGGACUUUCCUCCCCCCAUGUUUUGCCCAUGCAGAAAGGAGAGAUGGAUCUCCAUUUUAUUAUAUUCAUGGGCUUUUUUGAUGAAUUUAAUUAAUUUUACAGACUGUAUCACACAAACACGACACUUUAGGAGCGGGUGCAUUCCUAAUGUUUCUGAGAGCAGUUACAGUCAACAGCACAGAUCUCUGUUAAUACUGACCAGUUUUUAUAUGAACAGACACAUUCGUGAAAAAUCCAAAUGAGAAUAUUUAGGCCAACUGUUUGAGUACAGAGAAGAAGAAGGGAGGGGUUUUUUUUUUUUGUCCCAGAGAGAAGCCAACAAAUAGUUUGCCAUAAUGUUGUUUGUUUUGAAAUUGAAAUUGUAGCGCCAUACUCACUUCCCAAUGGUUUUUUUUUUUUGUUUGUUUUGUUUUUUUUUUACAAAGCAUCUGGGUACCAGUCGGUUUGAAUGGCUAUGAUGUAGAAAAGUUAUUUAAGAGUUAAUAAAUGCUGUCAUGCAAUGUCAAGAUUCAUCCUCAAAGAGAAGAAAAAGCGACCCAGUUUCUACAACAAAUCAGUAUUUAUGUUCAUGCAAAUAUUUGCUGCUAAAUAGAGCAGAGAUAUGCAGUAAACAGAUGGACUGAAGGAAAGAACCCCUUAGUUGCAAUGCCAUUUAAUAAAAAAAAAAAAAAAAAAAAAAAAAAAAUUGAAUUUUAUGUGUGCUCAAGGAAUGUGAGAAUUUGUUUUUGCUUUUAAUUUUUGUUUUUCCUUUGUCUAUGAAAAAUGAAACUGUGAUAUAUAAAUUUUAAUGUGUUUGGCUUGCUGUGUUCACUAGUGAAGGAUGUAGGUUAAAUGAAGUAUAGGAAGUAUACAAUUUCAGAGCCGACUGUUAAAACAACCCAUUUUUCCUUUUUUGUGUGUUUCUUUGGCUUCUUUUGGAGGACAUGACUUGAAUUAGCAAAGUAUUUUCAUGUUUAGACAGCACUGUAUGAAGAAUGCUUUCCAAAUGUGUCAAACACCUAACAUACAGCAGUUUGAUUGGCUCACUUUGGUAGUCGUCUAUUUUUGUAUAUAUACUUUCUGUUGCCAAAGUCUUUGUUUUAUUUGUAUUUAUCUCAGAAUGGCUUUAGGCAGCUCAUAAUAACACGGAUGUUCAGUUUAUUGCAUAAAUUACAUAAAAUCUCAUAAACUCAGCAAACACAAACCAUGGAUUCUGGACAAAAAGAGGGGAGUCUCUGUAAAAUAUCCAUAUAAAUAAUGUAUGUAUAUCCAGAUUUUGUAUAUUGCUUUUCUCCCCAAAUUUACUUUGAUUGUGUAAGGUUUGUCGUGAUUGUUUGUCCAUCUGUUCGCUUUCAUCACCGGCAUUGUCUUUAUUGUUAAUGUUUUUGUUUGAAUUUAGAUCCAUGUUUUGUAUCAUGUCAAACUUCCAUUUUUUUUUUUUUUUUAUGAGUUCUAUUCGUAAAAAGCCAUUGUCUAUUUUUGUAUAAUUUGUAAGUUCAUUGUUUUCCUUUUGAAUUUUUUUAAUGUAUGGCAAAAAAGUAGCAUCUCACAGCAUUUAGUUAUGUAGAUUUUUUUUUUAAAUAUAUAAAUAUAAAUAUAUGAUGAUAUAAAUCUAUAUCUUUUCUUUGAGGCUUACAGAACCUGUACUGUUGUAAUAAUAUGCAUGGGCUCUUCUCUGAGAGUGAUGGUUUUAUUUUGCGUGUCAAGCCUAGAAGGACGUUUUCGAUGAAGUUUUAAUCUAUGUUCUUUUUAGUCUUUUCUUUCCUCUUUUAUUUAUCUGAUUAUUUAUGCCUGCAUAUAGAUCUGUCUAUUCCAUUAUCUCUCUCACGUAUUUCAGUACCAGCAGUAUAGAUGCCUUAACAAUGCAAACCCAUAAGCGUACAAUCCCUUGUACAGACUUUACAACCACCACUACCAGUAACAGUAGCCACAGAGUUCCUUAAGGGGUUUCUUUCCAGAAAAAAAGCACAAAUCGGUCUGUUUUACUUAAAGCGAGGAGGGUUAAAUGAAUUAUUUGUCCUUUUUCUGUUGUUUGUAUAAUGAAGGAAAAUGAGAGGGAACCUGAAGGAUUAUAAAGAGAGACUAUAUGAUUUAUAUUUUAUGUAAUGCUAGUGCAAUUGGUUGCACUUUCUCAUUAAUUUAAAGCAAAAGGCUGCCUUUUUUCAGUCGUUUGUCUGCUGCGUUCACAACCGGGAGAGAAGCUCAAAGCCAUAUUCUACAGUGUCACCGUUCGCUCUGAAGUGGAUGUUCACUUUAGCUGGAGGUGCAUGCGAACCUGCAUGUUUUGGGUCGUGCCACAGCACUUUGUAAGGUACCACUGAUGAAUUUCUCACCCAGAGCAAAGUGACUCGAUAUCAGAGCACAAUGCCUUGCCCCUGGAGCUGAGGUUCUGACUCCCAGUCUGUAACUCUGUCUAAUUCUACUGUCAGCCGAAUCAGCCCUCGAUGAUCGGUCUUCAGGGCUCUUUCAUGAAUGGUUGAAGUGCUGUCUCCUGUAAUGUGUGUUUGAAAUCUGCCAUCUAACAGAAAAAUGGCUUUUAAUAUGCUAAUGUGUGAGGACUUUUUAUCAGAAAUGACUGACCAUUCACGAUGUUUUUCUUUUCCAUAUGUUGCUGUUAUGCGAUGGUUACUUUGUUAGUGGCUCCAUCGCAAUGAAUAAGAUGGACUUCUUAUAAAAUGACAAGCAUUUGAUAGGACAAAAGACUCAAACCUUUUUGACUCAAACCUGGUCUCCUUUUUUUCCUGCCUACUAUUCUUGUGUUUGUUUGUUUCUGGGUUUUUAUUUUUUAUGUUUUUUGGACUAGAUACACACUGAACCAUUCUAUUGAUAGGAAAACUCAAGACAAAACUACUGUAUAGAUUGUUUUCAUUUUUGAUGAAAGCUGUAAAAUAACUUUUCAAAGUUCACAAUAUUAAAUUAAAGUUACUUCUUG
Messenger RNA from Cyprinus carpio (common carp), 4369 nucleotides. RefSeq names its product transcription factor COE1-A-like. The record is from RefSeq and is a predicted model, not a curated record. Gene Ontology annotation, molecular function: DNA-binding transcription factor activity, RNA polymerase II-specific; RNA polymerase II cis-regulatory region sequence-specific DNA binding. Bases 1 to 1224 code for a protein of 407 amino acids. NCBI's taxonomy places the organism in Eukaryota, Metazoa, Chordata, Actinopteri, Cypriniformes, Cyprinidae. Gene Ontology annotation, biological process: regulation of transcription by RNA polymerase II. The transcript has 11 exons.